Messenger RNA from Dermacentor silvarum, 1143 nucleotides. RefSeq lists its product as uncharacterized. The record is from RefSeq and is a predicted model, not a curated record. The coding region runs from base 1 to 933 and encodes 310 amino acids. Lineage: Eukaryota; Metazoa; Arthropoda; Arachnida; Ixodida; Ixodidae. The transcript has 2 exons.
AUGUGCUCGACGUACAGGUUUCCAGAUGCUGCGGUCGUUCCUGGGGUCCCUGGAUCCGAGCGCACCGACGACGAUCGCCUCCACGGACACCGUCUGGAACUUCCGCAGCAGGUACCCCUGGACGGGAUGGCACUUCUCCUUCUUCUGGCCAGCCUCGUUCAGGGCUGCGGGCCGGUUGUCAAACGGGCAGGUGAUGUCCACGAUGAUCGCCUCCUCGCCCCUCCAAAGAACAAGAUCGGAACGGAGCUCUCAGCCUCAUGUGAAAGUGCAUUCGAAAAAGUUGCCAGCUACACCAAAGUGACGCAUCUUUCACUCACCAUGGACACUGCAAAACCCCGCUGUGCUUUCAAGCCUCAUGUAACCGAAUUGCUAUUUGUCCUCCGCCUCGUACAAUUGUCACUUACGAACUUCUCUGACGUCAAACUUUCUACCAUUGCAAGUCAGUGUCCCCAGCUGAAGUCCCUUCGAAUAAGCGCGUGUGACAUUGAUGAUGAAAACACCCCUAUCGAAGAUUUCGCUCACCUGGAAUAUCUUCGCAUCGGUAGCGAUAUGAAGGAACACGCAUUCUGUACGCUCCUGAGGUCCUGCCCGAACCUUCAGGAACUGCACCUCGUAAAAGUUGAACUGACGACAGCGUUUGUCGUAGGCCCGUCGUGUGGCGAGCGUCCCUGUCUAGAACACGUGCAGCGGCUUACACUUGGCACAAGAAAAGGUUCCAAAUGCGCCCUCGAGGACCGAAACGACCUGCCAUCGCUACUUGACUCCACUCUGCUCGGUCUUCCUUCGCUUCGCCUCGUGCGCACUGACAGCUUCAAUAUCCGCCUCCACAUCAUUAGCUGCUUCCCAAGUAUUUCGUUGGAAUGGUGUAGCUGUACCUUCUGCUUAGUAGAGUUUGUGAAAAUCAACUGCGUCGAAGAGAAAUCCCCGGAAUAAGAAUAAGGCUUAGUGCAGGUAAAGCCCCAAGAACGGGGCGAUGAGGCCAUAAAGGCUGAAGGAGCAAUGGACGAAAAAGACGAGGUAAAAAUAGAAAGUCAGAACGGAAAAUAAUUAAGGCAGGAAAUACAGCGCUCGUUCCUAUGCUUUUAAAAUCAGAAUGAAAGCCUGAGACAGACGAAGGACUAGACAAGGUCGAGUCAAUAACUU